Molecule: messenger RNA, 5619 nt
Organism: Mus caroli (Ryukyu mouse)
Lineage: Eukaryota; Metazoa; Chordata; Mammalia; Rodentia; Muridae
Gene: Il22ra1
Product: interleukin 22 receptor subunit alpha 1
Biological process (GO): cytokine-mediated signaling pathway
Cellular component (GO): plasma membrane
Molecular function (GO): cytokine receptor activity; protein binding
Source: RefSeq, a predicted model, not a curated record
UCCCUUGGAUCUCGCCCAGGUCCUGGAAUUCCUCAGCACCCGACUAGGCACCUUUGUACCCCUGCCCCCACGAGCCCAGGUCUUACUCUGCUCUUCUCUCCCCGCCCUGGGCUGGGCGGGGCCAGCUGCCAAAGCGGCAAGACUUCAUACACACCCCAGCCUCUGUGCAGGGGUCCAGAACCGAGGCCAGAAGGGGCCCUGGAGGGACCCAAUGAAGACACUACUGACCAUCCUGACGGUGGGAUCCCUGGCCGCUCACACUACUGUGGACAUAUCCGGUCUCCUUCAACACGUGAAAUUCCAGUCCAGCAACUUUGAGAACAUCUUGACGUGGGAUGGUGGGCCCACUAGCACCUCUGACACCGUCUACAGUGUGGAAUAUAAGAAGUACGGAGAGAGAAAGUGGCUGGCCAAGGCGGGCUGCCAGCGGAUCACCCAGAAGUUCUGCAACCUGACUAUGGAGACCCGCAACCACACCGAGUUUUACUACGCCAAGGUCACGGCGGUCAGCGCGGGAGUCCCACCGGUCACAAAGAUGACUGAUCGUUUCAGCUCGCUGCAGCACACUACCAUCAAACCACCUGAUGUGACCUGUAUCCCCAAAGUGAGGUCCAUUCAGAUGCUGGUCCACCCCACACUCACACCCGUCCUCUCGGAAGAUGGCCACCAGCUAACCCUGGAGGAGAUUUUCCAUGACCUGUUCUACCGCUUAGAGCUCCACGUCAACCACACCUACCAGAUGCACCUUGAAGGCAAACAGAGAGAAUAUGAGUUCCUUGGCCUGACUCCCGACACAGAGUUCCUCGGCUCCAUCACAAUUUUGACUCCGAUAUUGUCCAAGGAGAGUGCCCCCUAUGUGUGCCGAGUGAAGACGCUGCCCGAUCGGACGUGGGCCUACUCCUUCUCGGGCGCCGUGCUCUUUUCCAUGGGUUUCCUCGUCGGCUUGCUCUGUUAUCUGGGCUACAAAUACAUCACCAAGCCACCUGUACCUCCUAACUCCCUGAACGUCCAGCGUGUCCUGACCUUUCAACCACUACGCUUCAUCCAAGAGCACGUACUGAUCCCCGUCUUGGACCUUAGUGGCCCCAGCAGUCUGCCUCAGCCCAUCCAGUACUCCCAAGUGGUGGUGUCGGGGCCCAGGGAGCCUCCUGGAGCUGUGUGGCGGCAGAGCCUGUCUGACCUCACCUAUGUAGGGCAGUCAGAUGUCUCCAUCCUGCAACCUACCAAUGUGCCAGCUCAGCAGACACUGUCCCCACCAUCCUACGCUCCAAAGGCUGUCCCUGAGGUCCAGCCCCCUUCCUAUGCGCCUCAGGUAGCCUCGGAUGCCAAAGCUCUGUUCUACUCACCACAACAGGGGAUGAAGACCAGGCCUGCCACCUAUGACCCGCAGGACAUUCUGGACAGCUGCCCUGCUUCCUAUGCUGUGUGUGUGGAAGAUGCUUGCAAAGACUCUACCCCAGGCAUCCUCUCCACUCCCAAAUACCUCAAGACAAAAGGUCAACUCCAGGAAGACACACUUGUUAGAAGCUGUCUCCCAGGGGACCUUUCUCUACAGAAAGUCACCUCCUUAGGUGAAGGGGAGGCACAGAGACCAAAAUCACUCCCCUCACCUCUGGGGUUUUGCACAGACAGAGGACCUGACCUUCACACACUGCACAGUGAGGAACCAGAGACACCACGGUACCUGAAGGGGGCGCUUUCUCUCCUGUCCUCUGUGCAGAUAGAGGGCCACCCUGUCUCCCUCCCUUUGCACGUCCAUUCUGUCUCAUGUUCCCCCUCAGACGAGGGACCAAGUCCCUGGGGCCUACUGGACUCCCUUGUGUGUCCAAAGGAUGAGGGUCCCGCGGUUGAGACUGAGGCCAUGUGCCCCAGCACUGCAGCCUCUGAGCUGGAGCAGUCCACAGAACUGGACUCUCUUUUCAAAGGCUUGGCCCUGACUGUGCAGUGGGAAUCCUGAAGGGAGAUCGGAGCAAGCAGGCCUAAGUUUCCUUCUGCCCCACCCAGCUAACACCCCCACACCCACUAAGCCACAGGUUCUAGGGCCCAGCCCCGGGUGGGUGCCCUCAAGAGAAUGAGAGGAAGAUUUGGGCCCCACGUGGGAACACAAAUGUACGGUGAAGUCUCUAGUGGAGAAGCUACAGGCAGGCGGCGUGUGCGAAUAGCCUGUGGCACAGGGCCCAGCAGGCAGGUCACACAGAGUGGGGUAAUGAAGGGAAAUCUGGAGAGCCACUCAGCUCCCUCAACCAAGAGUGAGGCAUUCACUGUCUCUGAAGGUUCUUGGACUGGAAGCUGGGGACCAAGUGUGACAGGCACUUCAGCCAAGGCCAGAGGCCACACAGCAGCAAGACUUGAGAGCAGAGUGCAGUGGAGGCUCACUCCCAGGCAGGGAACCUUUCUUUGCUCUACUGUGAGAGGCUCCACCCAGGAGUGACUCCUUAAUCCAUCAGGAGGUGAGGGGUGUUGUAUAAAGGUUUUCUGCAGUCAGGCGUCCAGUGAAAAGCAUUUGAAAGGAGCAUGGCGCCUUGGAAGCCAAAGGCUUUUGCAUCUCGGCCUGUCUGGGGUCACAUUCCAGCCUCUCUACCAUCUACAGGACUUCAAGCAAGUGAAGUGAGUGAGCUCAGACCUCAGCUUCCCCAUCAAUGAAAUGGGCAUCAUCACGCUUACCUUCUGGGGUGGUGCCAAGGAUGGCAUUAAUGUCUGGGAAUUGCUUUGUGGCACCCAGCACAUGGGCAGGCUCUUGGCUGCUGUCUCCUGCUGGGAUUUUUUUUUUUUUUUAAAUCUGGAAACACGAGGAGUGCCUCCUUCUGUUCUCAAAUGGUUCAUGGGCGUUUUCUCAUGGAUUAGAGACUGUUGCAGGCAAGAACUGGACUAUCUAGGGCAGACAUGAACAGUCUCUACAGAACCUUCUGGAAACAGGCCCAGAGAAAAAACGAAUGGCACAGAGCCUUCUCUUUGAGGUUGCAGGUAGAAGCUGUUUGGGCAGAUGCCAUCUCACGGGGCUUUCUCUGCAUGAAGGGAGCCCCAGGCCUCUGCUGUCUGCUCCACCUGGAGAUACAUCGUCAGCAUUGCACCACCCUGGCCCUCUGGCCCCUGCCUGCACACAGCAAGAAGAAGCCUUUACUCUCUGCUGUCAGGAAGCUGUGUCUGUCAUAUCACUCUCAUAUGGGCCUUACCAGGAGGAAGCCAAGGCCCGGGCCAAUGCAGGGCUCUGCUGUGGAAUCUACAACUUAAACACAGGGCCUUUGUGCCAAGGGUGGAUGCUCUCCGCCCUGUUUGAAUUCUUGGGGGCUGAGUUUGGCAGGACACAAAGUAAGGGGGCCCCAAUGGAGUUCCUGAGAGAUAGGUGCCCUCCGUAUCACCUUCUUGCCCCAGAUUUCUGAGACAUAACACCAGACUCCAUUUGCGUCAUUGCGGCCCUCCAGAGGUACACUGUGUCCUUCUGCUGUUCUCACCUGUGUUUCCCCUUCUUUUCCCCGCCGGAUCCCCUUGAUGACACACGGUGACAGGUGGGCCUCUUAUCUACAUGUCAUUAAUAUUUAACCUCCCUCUAAGGUCAUUGACUCCAUAUCUGAGGCCAAAGGUUAACCAUCUUUACUUCGUUUACAAUCAAAUGGCUGGUCUUUUCUUGCCUGGUCAGUACAACCAGGGUUACAGAGCGCUUUUAUAGAAGGCCAUAAACUGGCUGUCAGCUCCCAGGGCUAUAAGUGUGGCAACCAUGGUAACAAUGAGGGAGAAGCUAGAGUGUCUGAGGAGGAGCCCUGCAGCCUCCUUCUGAGAGUUUCUCUCAGAGAGAUCACCACACACCUCCCCUGGCAUCCCAGGCCCAUAGCUGGGCUGGAUCCUCCCUGCUACAAGACAAUUUGUCAAAGUCCCACCAGGACUGGAUGGUAAGCUUGGCUUUUCUGAGAGCCUGACACUCUGACCCAGUAGCCUGAAAAGUUUCCAGCCCUGCUUGCUGUGCUCUGUCCCACCCAGAAGUCUCCAAGUCUCCUGUCUAACAAGGAAAGCCAGAGCCAGGGGUAAAAGAAUAGUAUACCUUAGCAUCCCCCCAACUUUAUCCUCCAGGGAACGUUCCAAACCCCUGGACCCCUGUCCAGCCAGAACUCACAAGCCCUGCACAGACAAGGAGAGCUGUAACUGUAGCCCGAACACAAAUAGUAGAGUCACCUAAAACGGCAGGGUUUGGGGUUUUGUUUUUUGUUUUUGGUGGUGCUGUUGUCUGGUUUUCCAAGUGUGAAGAUGACAGUUUUGCAUCCAGAUGAUGCUUGAAGUUACAGAUGCCACUGAGCCUGCAUAUGCUCUGCUCUGUGGUAAAGCUUAAUCUAUAAACCAGGCAGGAAGGGACAAACAGGCGCAUAACGGAACGGCAACUGCAGCAAGUGCAGUAAAGGUUACUUGAACACAAAUACUUAGGUACCAAAAACCAGUCUGACUGAAUGAUGUGGUGUGUAACAUACAGAGUGGACCACAGGAAGAGGUACAUCUUGUGGCUGGAUGAAACAGAACAGCAGCUGGGAUGGAGAGAGAGAGAGAGAGAGAGAGAGAGAGAGAGAGAGAGACCCUGUUUCCUUUUUCCUUUGGAAUCUUGCUGUGUUGAGAGUCAGUGAGUCCCCUAAUCCACACACCUAGUCCCUGCUACUUCUGCCCAUUUUUCCUUUGGCUAUAAGGAGGGAGGAGACCAGGAAACUUCCCCUGCUGCAUGUAAAGGACGACAGCAGCUGGAAUGAACCAAAGUGAGAGCUUCAGAGCACAGGAAGAGACCGAAGAAAACCCAGAAUCUCAGAGGACUAGCAGGGAGGAGAUAUCUAGGUAGGCAUGUCUCCAUGGCAACCCAAAGUUGGUGCCAUCGGCCAUGGACAGUUGGGUUGUAGACUGAGUUGUUGAUAGGGGAGGCCCUUGGUUUGAUCAUAAGUCCAAGAAAAUAAAAGACAAAUAAAGGAAGAAGGAAAGAGGAGAAAGAUGGAAAUAGAACUGAGCCAAGCAUGCCCUGCAUUUAGUCUCACAACCAUUCAGCAAGACAGGUGGCCAUAGUGUGCGCAAAUGUGUGUGUGUGUGUGUGUGUGUGUGUGUGUGUGUGCUCGAGUUUGUAUGUGAUGAGAAUCUGGUUUCUUUUAGAAACCCAGUUAUGUUAUGUGAAUGUGGUUUUGCUUUAAUCCUAGGUGUGGGAUAAGAGACUACCUCGCAGCAGGUGACUAUGAUUUGCCUCAUGCUCUAGCAAGGGUGUGCUUUUGCCAGCUGCAACUAGUUACUAUGAGUGUGUAAUGUUUGGAAUUCUGGAAACUUGUCAAGGGGGUAUAAAUGGCAGAGCCCUGAGAGGGGCUGAGCUCACUCUGAGGAGGCUAUUGUUCCUCCACUGCUGCUGGCUCCUGUUGUGGUGGUUUGUCAAGUGGUUGUGAGCAAAGUGAAAAGAAGAAGAAAUUGUAGAUGUCCUUACAAUGACAAAGACUGAACUUGCCCCAAGGAACUCGACACCUUAAAUCAGCAGGAAGUAAUCGAAAAAGGUCAAGGUCCCCUUUUACCUUUCACCUUCUUUCUCUUCUACCUACUGGGGGGUUGGAAAGGAUUAAGGAGGAAUAAGGGUGGUAGAUAUAAGGACUCAAUAAAGUAGCACAAAAAGUA